This is a messenger RNA of Aspergillus calidoustus, 1392 nucleotides long. NCBI's taxonomy places the organism in Eukaryota, Fungi, Ascomycota, Eurotiomycetes, Eurotiales, Aspergillaceae. The record is from the annotation of a GenBank genome assembly.
AUGAGGCCAUCUAUAUCAGCUCUCCUAAGCACUUAUAUCAUUCUCCUUCUUUUCGCUUGCUGGACCGCAGCUGAACCCGUCCAAUAUUGCCGGUUCGGCCACAGCCCUCAGGAUGCCACGGUUGACUUUUGCUUGGGCAUUACCACACACCACAAUGCCACAGCCAACGAGUACGACAUGUACCUCAGCAUGCAAGUCACCCGGAGCUCAGCGCUUGGGUGGACAGCAGUUGGCACUGGGUCGAUGAUGGCCGGCUCGCUGAUGUUUAUCAUCUACGGCGACCCCCUUUCCGAGCAAAAGCUUCGUCCAACCGUGAGCAUCCGAACAAUAGAUGGGCAUCACCAACCGCAUCUUCUCUCCUCAACCGACACAGGAGGCGCCGACCUCCGUCUCCUGCAAGCCGAGUGGGCCCCAGGAACGGCCGUAGGCGACGAUGUUUACAUCGCGAAGGCCGCGGUGGUGUGUUACUCGUGCGGGAAAUGGCCCGGCACGCCGAUGUCCGCCAACGCCAAGUCCCAGCCGUGGAUUUGGGCGUGGAACGAUAAGCAGGAGUUUGGUGCGUACUCGGAUGACGUGCAUCUGAAGGUGCACCCUUACCACGCGACGGAUGACGGCUGGGGUCGUUUCUAUGUUGAUAUGGCUCGGUCUAUUGACAAGGGGGGGUCAGCACCGUCGCCGCCUGUGAUCCGGCCCGGUGUCGCUGAGCUCGGUGCAUCGGAGAUUCCGGGUGGAUGGUCGUGGAUGGACUCGCUUGUUCACGUUCAUGGUUGGGUUAUGGGUGCUGCGUUCCUCCUUGUCUUUCCUGUUGGGGUUAUCGCGAUGCGAUCGGGAACUUCAAAGUCGUUCCAGUACCACUGGAUACUACAGAUUCUCGCAUCUAUCCUACUACUGAUCGGAGUAGCGAUAGGACUCAUUCGCGCCCACAGAAUCGACUCUCUCCACCAUUGGAUCGGAGUCAUCGUCGCCAUUUGCAGUCUCAUCCAGAUCGUCCUCGGCUGGCGACACCACGUCCUCUUCGUGCAGAUCCAACGACGCCAAUGGGCCUCCUACGGCCAUAUCUGGCUCGGUCGCGUGUUCCUCUUAUUCGGCUGGACCAACGUCAUCACCGGACUGCUACUGACCGGGCGCAGCUUCUCAUGGAUUGCCGUAGCUCUGGGUCUUAUAGCUGCUGACGCUGCCUUCCUGGUCAGCUGGAUCUGGGUGGCAGCCCGCCGUCGGAAGCAGCGGCCACAGUCAGAGGAGGAAAGUCCUCUGUACGCCUUACAGUUAACGAUGGAUGAUUACGUUGCUGUAGCUGCAAAUGAUGUUGAUGAUGACUAUGACGAGAGUGAGGCCCGAUUCAGCCGCGACGAAUCGGAGCCCGUCGCGAUAAGCAAGAAGGACACGGAGUAA